Messenger RNA from Onthophagus taurus, 2136 nucleotides. Lineage: Eukaryota; Metazoa; Arthropoda; Insecta; Coleoptera; Scarabaeidae. The record is from RefSeq and is a predicted model, not a curated record.
CGAAUCUGUAAGAGGCGAACAAAAUAGUACAUACACAUCAUCAGAAAGAAUAAUGUUAACAUAUUUCGUUUUGGUUCGAACUGAGUAUGGAUCACUUCCCGAUGAAUACGGUUUAUUAAAUUUACUUGCCCAUAAAAAUUUUGAUGAUGCUUAUCCUUUACAUGACGGUAAAUGGCAAUGGGAUAAUUACGGGCCCUUAAACGAUCGACAAAUUUUGUGUAAAUUUUGGGCAAACUGGCGUCACUUUUACAAAGACCAACCAACCCAUUUGAUCUACAAGUACUAUGGGCCGGAAAUCGCUUUUCAUUACGCUUGGUUAGGUUAUUAUACAAUAAUGUUACUUCCGGUUUCAAUUCUGGGUUUGAUUGUGUUUGUCGUGAGUCUUUUUAGAAUGUUCAUUGAUGAUAUGGAAAGAAUUAGAAUUGAAGAUAUUUGUAAUGACACUUUGGAUUUAUGCCCACCUUGUGUAAACGCAGCUUGUCUUCCACAAAAAAUUUACAAAUUUUGUAAAGAAGCCAUGAUAACUUAUCUUACAGAUAAUGAUUUGAGCAUAUUAUUUGCUUUUAUUAUUGUUAUUUGGGCAUCAAUUUUUUUGGAGUUAUGGCAAAGAAUCGAAUACACAUUACGUUAUAGAUGGAAUUUACUUAAUGUGAAACCCGACAUCGAUGAACGCCCGGAAUUUAAAGAACGAACGAAAAACUACGUUCGAAUAAAUCAAUAUACUGGUCUUAGCGAAACUUAUUACCCUAUCAAGUAUCAAUUAAGACAAUAUGCGAUUUCAGCUGUAUUCUGUUUAAUAUGUAUUGCCUUUUUUAUAGCAACAGUUAUGUGUAUUCGAGCAACCGUUUAUUUUUUUAGAUACAGUGUGUAUUUAUCGGAAUGGGAAUUUGUAAGAGAAUAUGGUGAUUUUGCUGUUAAAAUGUAUAGCGGCAUGGCUACCGUUAUUUUUAUUAAACUCUAUACUCCGGUUGUUACAAAAAUUUCUUUGUUCUUAACCGACAAAGAAGUUCAUCGUACCAGAAACUCAUAUUUAAACUCCUUUAUCCUAAAAAGUUUUGUAAUGUCAUUUUUUAAUACUUACACGACGCUGUUUUAUUACGCUUUUCUUAAGAAUUUGAGAUAUACUCAUCCUGGAGAUCAUCUUUCUUAUGAUAGCACAUUUGGAAUAGCAGCCGAUGUUUGCCCACCAGCUCUCGGUUGCACAGCGAGUCUUUCAAUACAUAUAUUGUUUUUAAUGUUGAAAAAUUAUGUGGUGAUGUUAAUUAAAAAGAGUGGAAUAGUUCCUUUGUUAUAUAAUUAUUACAAACGAGUAAAAAAUAUCCGCGCUCUCAAGAAAAAAGAGCAAGAUUGGUCGAAACAACACUUACCACAAUGGGAAGUCGAUUAUGAAUUAAUAAAACCAUGCCAAAUGUUUUUCUUGGAAAGUUUCACAUCAUCAGUUUUAGAAUUUGGUGCUGUUACAUUAUUCGUAGCAUCUUUACCUUUAUUACCCCUCCUAGCCUUAAUUAACAACAUAAUCAAUUUGAGAUUAUCAUCGAUGACCUUAACCAGAAGAAUUCGAAGAAGUAUCCCAUCAAGAGUUAAUGGUUUAGGUGCUUGGAAUACAGUUUUGCUUGUCCUAACAAGAAUUAGUUUUGUGAUAAGUGGUUGCAUUAUAGCUUUCACAACAAUAUUUGUUCAUAGAGUUACUUAUAUCAUUGAGAAAGGAAAUUACACCGGUUUCGUAUUCAAUACACUUUCAGCAUUUUUGAUAGAUGACUUCAAUACGCAAAUGCGUUCAAAUAUCAUAAAACAUUACCCGAAUUUAACAGCGUGUUAUUACCCGGGAUUAAGAAAACAUUACAACGAAACGCGGAAAUAUGAAUUAUCCGAUAGAUAUUAUCAAAUAUUAUCGUUUGAAUUGUUGUGUUUAGUCAUUUUUGUGCAUUUUGGUUUUUUCUGCACUAAUCUACUCACUAUUUUAAUCCCAAAAGAACCAGAAUUAAUCAGGGAAUCUAUCCAAUUUGAAGAACAGAAAUGGAAAAUGGAAAAUAUCAAUAAAACUGAAGAAUUCCUAGAAAACUAUAGCGUGAAUAGUUUCUAACACAAUGUGAAUACACAAAAAAUGUAUUUUUAUUUACACUUAACAUAAAUAAA